AUGCAAGAACAGCUGUUCGACAACCACGACACGAUUCGUUCAUUGCUGGUCUGGGCUAUUUUUAUCGUCAACCUGGCCUGCUCCGACUUGUUACUAUGUAUCGUCACAGCUCCAGUAACUUUAUACACAAGUGCUAAUGCAUUUUGGCCAUUUGGUGAUAUCGCAUGCAAAGUGUUGGCAUCCGUUCAAGCGGUCAACACUUUCGUAUCGUCACUUACAUUAGCUUUAAUCGCAAUGGAUCGUGUAUUACUCACUAAAUAUCCCGUAAAAUGGCGGCUGGCAGCCACAGCAUCGAUUAUCUGUUACUGCGUCGUUUGGGUUGUAUCGAUCGUUAUCGCCUUACCGUAUUCACUUACUGUAAGAUCACAAAAAUUCGACAAAGUCGAACCAUGGAACGAUGUACAUACACCGGCAAUGCUCAGCAUAUGUGGACGAUCAUAUCCAGAAAUCUGCAUGGAAAUACAAGAUACAUGGGAACGUGCCUAUAUUUCAAAAACUACAUUUACAAUUACGGUGCUAGCCAUUCAGUAUUUACUGCCACUGUUCGCUUUGGCCUAUGCUUACGUACAAAUUGGAUCGACAAUUCGACGAAGAUCUAAAGUGAGCCGAACGAUAAACCAUGCUCGACGGAUGAGUAUGCAGAGUAGGAACAGGUGCGUAUAUUUUCCAUCCGCAUCAUCUCAAGAUAUUGCACUUAUUGGUACAGUAUCUCUCUGGUAA
This is a messenger RNA of Cooperia oncophora, 720 nucleotides long. The record is from the annotation of a GenBank genome assembly. Lineage: Eukaryota; Metazoa; Nematoda; Chromadorea; Rhabditida; Trichostrongylidae.